Histoplasma mississippiense is the source of this 732-nucleotide messenger RNA. RefSeq lists its product as hypothetical. The transcript is spliced from 6 exons. Bases 1 to 732 code for a protein of 243 amino acids. NCBI's taxonomy places the organism in Eukaryota, Fungi, Ascomycota, Eurotiomycetes, Onygenales, Ajellomycetaceae. The record is from RefSeq and is a predicted model, not a curated record.
AUGCGUAGCCAACAAGAACUGUUUUCUCCUGCACUAUAUGGCCUCGUUGACCAUAGGCCUCGCACGGGUCUACCGCAUGGCGGUGAUAGAGGCAGCGGCAGACCGAGUACCUUUCAACAACUUGUCAACUGGAAGCAUAUACCAAAGGCAUGGAGUCGCGAGGCAGAAGCCUGGAUAAGCGUUGUAAUCAAGCCUAGAACUGAAAGGGGACGAAACUACCCAGGCAAUUCCAAGGUUUGGAUUUCGCGGACCGAUCCUGCAUCAUGCUCCGCCCGAGGAUGGGCAAAGAGCAAUAUCCUGCUAGUCAUGACCUACAUAGCCAAAUGGAAGUGGCUGCGGACAUACCCGAAAAUAGCGCUCGAGCCAGCCAGGCCAGUUCAUGUUGAAAUUGGUUCGAAUCUUGUUACCAUGAGGGGUCAGAGUGCCUGCGAAAGGAGGGAUGGGAAUGUCACACUUCCAGCGAAAUCCGUCAGGCAGCCCCUCUCGGCUGCUCCCUGUAAUAAACGUGAUGCCGUUGUCAAGGAGCUACUCACGACAAAUGACGUCCCGCAGAAUAUCGGGUACUUCGGUAUUGAGUAUGGUAAGACUGAGGCUGGAGAGGUUGAGCCAAAGCGCGCAAUUUGGUCACGACAGACGCUUGCUGGGGCAUCCUGGGCUCUCAGCCCGACUAGUGUGAUCGACGUGUCAUCCGCUGCCCUGGAAAUAGCAACAGCGGUGGCGGGACCUGCAUGA